UGCCUUGUGCUGCCCAUAGGGUCACACUGUGUUACAGAACCGCUUCCGUGUUGUGUUUGUUACUGGAAAACAGAAACUGCGUGAGGUGACAUAAUUUUCUCUCGCCCGUCACUGAUUAGACAGAGAUGCUUUUGUAAACCGCUGCGUCAGAAGAGAUAUUAGAUUGGACUAUGUCGUUGAUUCCGGGCACGAAGCAGAAGGACAGGCGCAUUUUAUGCGGGAUGUGCCCGGACCCGCAGUGCCAGGCGAAGCUCUUCUUCCCCGCACAUACCUCCAUGAGCAUCGAGUGCACUGAGUGCGGCCAGAGACACGAACAGAAGAACCUCGCGAAUGUGGAGGAAGUGACUGACCCAGAUGUAGUGCUUCAUAAUUUGCUGAGAAAUGCUUUGCUGAGUGUGCCAGGCCCUCCUAAAAAGGGCUCAGAGCUGGUGAAAGUGCUGGGACUGUCCAACUAUCACUGCAAGCUGCUGUCUCCCAUCCUCACCCGCUAUGGCAUGGACAAACAGACAGGCACUGCCAAACUCUUGAAGGAAAUGAACCAGGGAGAGAUCUUCGACUGCUCGCUUCUUGGGGACCGGGCAUUUCUAAUCGAGCAAGAGCAUGUGUCCACUGUUGGGUAUGGACGGGACCGGUCAGGAAGCCUGAUCUACCUGCAUGACACUUUGGAGGAGAUCAAGAAAGCAAACUUAAAUAGAGAGUGUCUUAUUCCUGUGCACGUGGACGGAGACGGACACUGCCUGGUCCACGCCGUGUCCAGGGCAUUAGUUGGACGUGAGCUCUUCUGGCAUGCCCUUCGAGAAAACCUAAAGCUCAAUUUCAAACAGAACAUAGACCGCUACAAAGCCCUUUUCCAGGACUUUAUAGAUGCCGCAGAAUGGGAAGACAUUAUUAAUGAGUGUGACCCGUUGUUUGUCCCUCCAGAAGGUGUUCCAUUGGGCCUUAGGAAUAUUCACAUUUUCGGCUUGGCGAAUGUACUGCACAGACCCAUAAUCCUGUUGGACUCCCUGAGCGGUAUGCGCAGCUCAGGCGAUUACUCCGCCACCUUUUUGCCAGGCCUGGUUCCAGAGGAGCAGUGCCGAGGAAAAGACGGCACUCUGAACAAGCCCAUCUGUAUCGCCUGGAGUAGCUCUGGAAGAAAUCACUAUCUACCCCUAGUGGGCAUCAAGGCGGUACCUUUGCCCCGUUUACCUGCUGCACUUCUCCCGAAAGCUUGGGGUGUUCCUCAAGAGCUGAUUCACAAAUAUGUGAGCUUGGACUCCAAUGGAAGCUGUGUGAUCGGCGGCGACCGGAGCCUGCAGGAUAAGUACCUGCUGCGACUCGUAGGCGCAAUGGAGGACGUCUUCAUGGACAAGCACGGCAUCCACCCCGCUCUAGUCGCCGACGUCCACCAGUACAUAUAUCGACGCACUGGAGUGAUCGGCGUGCAGCCGGAGGAGGUGACGGAAGCGGCUAAGAAAUCCGUUCAGGAGGGUCGUCUCCACCGCUGCCUUGUCUGCAAUGCCCUUUCGGAGCUCCACGUGCCAGCAGAGUGGCUCAUACCAGGAGGGAAACUCUACAACUUGGCCAAGUCGACUCACGGGACGCUGCGAGCGGACAAGAACUACAGCUUUCCUUUAAAUAGUUUGGUUUGUUCCUAUAACCCAGAAAAAGAUGUGCUGGUGCCCGACUACAAACUCAGCACACUCACGGCCUGCACCUGGUGUCACGGAACUUCAGUGCGGCGUGUUUGUGGUGACGGCUCUGUGGUCUAUUUGGAUGGAGACCGUACCAACACUCGCUCAGAGGGUGGGAAGUGUGGCUGCGGGUUCAAACACUUCUGGGAGGGCAAGGAGUACGACAAUCUUCCUGAAGCUUUUCCUAUCACUCUGGAGUGGGGCGGCCGUGUGGUGCGAGAGACAGUAUAUUGGUUCCAGUACGAAAUGGAUCCGUCACUCAACAGCAACGUUUACGAUGUGACGAUGCGACUCGUCACAAAGCAUUUCCCCGGUGAGUUCGGCAGUGAGAUUCUAGUCCAAAAAGUUGUGAACACCAUCUUGCAUCACACCGCCAAGAGGAGCCAAGACGAAUACAAUCCAGUGGCCAUCGAAGGUGCUCAUGUGCAGGAUGGGAGAGACGGGAGUGAAUCUGCCACUCACCCUCCUACUAAAAUCAUCCUGACGGGACAGAAGGGCAAAACCCUGCAUAAAGAGGAGCUGGUGAUGAGCAAAACUGAGAGGGUCUUGCAGCACAGCAUCAGCGAGCAGGCGGCCCUGUCCCAGCGCCGCAGCACGGACCGCUUGCGCCAACAGGAUUCUCGCCUGUCAUUUCCUUCCUCUUCAUCAUCCUCUGCACCUCCCACACCCACCAAAGUGCCGCCCACCAGCGGAGAGAAGAAAAUCCGUGUAACGACCAGCGACGGGCGGCAGGCCAUGCUUACGCUGCAACCGCACACCACCUACGGUGAGCUCCAGAAUUCCAUCGUCCAGGUCUUCAACUUGUUGCCCGGACAGCUGUGCAUCCGUCAUGGCUUCCCACCCAGAGAGCUGCCCCCGCCUCGUCCCGAGGACCAGAACCAACCCGUGGGGCUUCAGCAUGGCGACCGAAUCUCUGUGGAGGCACUGAAAGAGAGCUCGCCUGAUACUCAAAUGACCCAGACGCACACGCCUCAAACGCACACUCACUCUGACCCGCGACUCAGCCGCACUAGUAGCAGGGAACUUCAGGACAACAUUGACCUUGAGAUGUCAUCACUGUGUCUCCUGGCAGCACUUAUGGGUGAAGAUAUCUGGACAUAUGCCAAGAAACUGCCUCACCUGUUCCAACAAGGAGGAGUCUUCUACAAUAUUGUGAAGAAAGACAUGGGUCUGUUGGACGGGAAGCACUGCACACUGCCUCAUUUGUUGGGUAAAACGUUUGUGUUCAAUGCUGCAGAGGAGCGUUUGGAGCUGUGUGUGGACACAGCCGGCCAUUUUCCAGUGGGCCCUGAUGUGGAGGAGCUCGUCCAGGAGGCCCUUUCCCAGCUCCGCUCAGAUGCAGCCUCCCGUAGCCGGGAGGGAAGCCCUGCACAUGGCUUGCGAUUGGGUGCUGGUGGUGCUGUGCGCAAGAAAGAGCAGGCCGUCACGGCCUUCCAGGGCAAAGGUCACUCGUUGGGUUCCGCCCCUCCUGAACACCCACCAAUCAGGCGGCAGCACAGCAGCGGCGUGGAUCUCAGCGGCAGCGUUCAAGGUGAAGGGUUAACGUUGUCAGGGGAGGAGUUGGUGCGCGUGGCCCCGGGCAUGCUCACUUUACGUGAGGGCCGCGGUCUAGGGCUGGAGCCCGCCGUGAUCGAGGCCCAACGGCAGCGCUUGCAGGAGAUGGUCUCAAACAUACAAGCGUCCAUGGACAAACACUUGUGCCAGCAUGCUGCAGCAAGGCAGGAUGUGAAGGAAGAAGAGGCUCGUGACAAACAGGAGGAUAUGGAAAGUCACGGUGCGGAGCCUCCCAGCACCUUUGAACCCAUGGACCAGUCUUGAUACUUCAUUACCCAUAUAGCAGAGUGAGCUUCCUGGCAUAACACACACACACACACACACACACACACACACACACACACACUGUGAUUCAACUAACAAAUAAUGGUGCAGCCAAUUUACAUAUGGAUUGUUUGAGUGUGAAACGCAUUCCUUAAAUAUUCUCAAAGUCUUAAGAUAUGAAAUUUGGAGUGAUUAUUACAGGAAUUGAGUGUCAGCUUUCAUUCACCUAAAAUAUAUACAUGGUGCACACUAAUUUAAAGAGAUAGUUAAACUAAAAUAAAACACACGGUUACUCAUUUGCUCACCGUCAUGUCAUUCCAAACCAAUGCCUUACUUUUUUCUGUGCAUCACAGCAGAUCUUUGGAGAAGAUAUUUUGAAUGUUUCUGCCCAUAUAAUAAAAGUAAAUGGAGUCGAAAAUAACAUUGGAACCGAAAGGGUUUUUUUGUGUUUUGCAGAAGAAAAAAGUCAUAAAUAAUGGCAUGAGGGUGAGUAAAUGUUGACAGAAUUUUUAUUUUUGGUUGAACUAUCCCUUCAAGAUCACCCUUGAGCUUUGCUAGUAUCCACAUAGUACUUAAAUAAUCAAAGUGCACUUUGACCCUCAUUGCUGGGUUCAUGGCUUUCUUACCAACUUAAUAAUUCACAAUCCAAUUUGAAACACUGACUGUCUCACUGAGUCUAAACUUCAGCCCUGCAUCUGUGUGCACUUAGUAGGUAACAGGGUCUAUAUAUGUUUGUGUCCUCAACACACUUCUGGCCUAUGGAACAAUCAUCUUCAUCUACGUUGCUUCUCUACCCUGUUUUACCCACAAUUCAUUGCUGUCUAUCCAAAGAACACUAUGUGGUAAAAGCCUGGAAAAGAUUUCCAGCAGCAUUUCACGUUUACUUAAUCGUCCCACUGCACACUUAGAGCUCAGGAGACCAGCAUGGAGUAUCUGUACAUCUGAGAGCCAGUUUCUGUUCUGUAAUCUCCGAUUGGCCUUUGAAAUUGUAAGUGUUGCCUUUGAUGCAGCCCAGAGUCAUUCAGACUUAUCAUUUGGUUUUAUUGUAACGUUUUGCAUGUCCUGUCUUCUUUAAACACUGUUCAGUACAAGACAAUUCAUAGAAGUUUACUUAGUAUCGGAAUGUAAUGUAGACUCUGGUAAAUUCUGAACAGAAAGUAGCAGAGUGGGUGAUAUUUUCAGGAUAUUCUGAGUUCAGCGAUGUAGUAAUAUUUUUACCUGUGUGUUAGGCCAUACUAAUAUGCUGAAGUAGAGGGCAAUGUGCGUCAAGGACGGUUUAAGAGUUUUCUCUUCAGUUCAGAAAAAAAAAACGAUAUCCAUAUUCUGUUCUAGACAGAUUUUUCUUGUCACCUUGGCAACUGAUUCAUAUAAACCAAAAAAAAAAAAAAGUUUAACAUUAAUAGAGCUGUUGAGCUUUGUGCUUCGGUCACUGGGUAGAGAAUAAAACAGAUGGAAAAUCCUAGAGAUUGUGUUGAACUCGUAUCUAUUGAAACUUUGCUGAGCUGUUGCAUUUAACCCGGCAUUGCCAAAAAACAGGUGGCCAAACCUGUUGUUAACAGCCUUAAUGAGUCUCCUACCCUCCCCGGCUCUGAUCUGCAGUGUUUGUGUGUGACACACUUCUGUAUGACAGAGGAUUGGUUCUGAAAAGGAUAAACUGGAGUACUGGAACGAGGCCUGACUUUGGUCCAAGGCCAAGUGAAGCAUGAUGAUGGAGGAGGCUUGAUGAGCUUUUGAUUUUAAAAGAUUGAUUUUUGAUUUUUAAGUUGGCAAAAUCUAUACCAGAGCACUUUUCUGUGUGGGUGUGUUUAUUAGCUCUUGAACAUAAUUGAUAUUGUUGGUGUGAAGAGCAGCACAAAAGAAAUGUUUUGCUGCUUCAUGUAACACAGACUCAAGCGCAGGUUGUUUCUCUGUGACUGCUGCCCUCCUGAUAUAUUGUAUUCCAGUGUACAAUAGUGGUAUAUAUUGUAUUAUACUUUCAUCUGUACAGAUAUUGAAUAUGUCCCCCCCCCCACCCCUUCCUUCUGGAUUGUUUCUCCUCUGUUUUUCAAUAAAAGCUGUUUGCAUGCUUGAUUACUUUUCGCCUAAUAACAAUAAAGUUAUUCCAUAUGUAUGAAA
Cyprinus carpio (common carp) is the source of this 5606-nucleotide messenger RNA. Its product is annotated as deubiquitinating protein VCPIP1-like. Gene Ontology annotation, molecular function: cysteine-type deubiquitinase activity. Gene Ontology annotation, biological process: endoplasmic reticulum membrane fusion; protein ubiquitination; protein K11-linked deubiquitination. Lineage: Eukaryota; Metazoa; Chordata; Actinopteri; Cypriniformes; Cyprinidae. The record is from RefSeq and is a predicted model, not a curated record.